GCGAACCCCUUUUAUAUGGGCUGGCUUGGUAGUUUGGUCACCUGUCCCAAGGAUGCUAGUGCAUCCCCUUUGAGCGGGCCUUGGAAUCUGGGCUUCCUUAAUGCAACGGACGCACUUCUAUAUUCCCCUAAUAAAGAAAAGGGAGCAGAAUGGAAAAGCGAGGUGAUUGAAUAUUUUGAAAUGGAGAAGGAAGAAGACGAUGCGCCUCUCGCAGUUGAACUUGAAGAAACCGUACCAGUAAAACCCUCCUCCUCUCAUUCAAAACAACUUCAAGGCGAAGACGUUCCUGUUGGAGUCACCGUCAUCACGGGCUAUCUGGGCUCUGGCAAAUCCACUCUUGUUAAUCAUAUCUUGAAUACUCAACAUGGAAAGAGGAUCGCUGUCAUUUUGAAUGAGUUUGGUGAAGAAAUUGGAGUUGAGAGGGCAAUGAUAAAUGAAGGAGAAGAUGGUGCUCUUGUUGAAGAGUGGGUAGAACUUGCUAAUGGCUGUGUAUGCUGCACUGUUAAGCAUAGUUUAGUUCAAGCACUAGAGCAACUUGUUCAGAUGAAGGAAAGACUCGAUCAUAUAUUGCUUGAGACCACAGGGCUAGCAAAUCCUGCUCCACUAGCUUCUGUUCUUUGGCUGGAUGAGCAGUUGGAAUCAGCUGUCAAGCUUGAUUCUAUAAUAACUGUUGUGGAUGCCAAAAACCUUCAUUAUCAGCUCAACAAGCUUCAGAAUUCAUCUUCGUUUCCAGAAGCCUCUCUUCAAAUAGCAUUUGCGGAUGUUAUCAUUCUUAACAAGGUUGAUUUGGUUUCUUUGGGAGGUUCUGGAGAGGCUUUGAAGGAACUAGAAAAUGAAAUACAUAAGAUCAACUCCCUUGCUAAUAUCAUUCAUUCUGUUCGGUGUCAAGUAGACUUAUCUAAGAUAUUAAACUGCCGGGCAUAUGAUUCCAAACACUCUGGUCAUUUGGAAGUGUUAUUAGAGGAAAGCAAGUCUUUAUCUACCAGUGAUCUUCAUGAUUCCAGCUUGCGAACUUUAUGUAUCUGUGAGUCGCAGAAGGUUGAUCUUGAUAAGGUUCGCCUGUGGCUUGAGGAGAUUCUGUGGGACAAGAAAGAUGGCAUGGAUGUAUACCGCUGCAAAGGGGUUUUAAAUGUUCGGAACUCUGAUGAACUCCAUACUUUGCAGGCUGUGCGGGAGUUAUAUGACAUUGUCCCAGCUCGCAAGUGGAGAAGCGAUGAAAAUCAAAUUAACAAAAUAGUUUUUAUAGGUCAUAACCUGAAGGAGGAUGUUCUUAUUAAUUCCUUCAGAGAUUGUAUAGUAACAACUUAGCUUGUAAUGUUUAUGAACGUAUUGUUCAGUUCAACUCAAUUAAGCAUUGCUUUAGUCUUUGUGCUCC
Populus euphratica (Euphrates poplar) is the source of this 1375-nucleotide messenger RNA. Its product is annotated as Cobalamin biosynthesis CobW-like protein. Gene Ontology annotation, cellular component: cytoplasm. Bases 16 to 1308 code for a protein of 430 amino acids. NCBI's taxonomy places the organism in Eukaryota, Viridiplantae, Streptophyta, Magnoliopsida, Malpighiales, Salicaceae. The transcript is spliced from 9 exons. The record is from RefSeq and is a predicted model, not a curated record.